GCGGCCCCCAGCCCGCCUCGGCCAUGGGCAAUGGGCUGUCGGAGCCCGGCCCCGGCCUGCUGGCCGGCCUGCCCCCCUUCCAGUGCUUCCACAUCGUUAUCCUGGGCCUGGACUGUGCCGGCAAGACCACGGUGCUGUAUCGGCUGCAGUUCGACGAGUUCGUGAACACGGUGCCCACGAAGGGCUUCAACACGGAGAAGGUACGCGUGACGCUGGGCAACGCCAAGACCGUGACCUUCCACUUCUGGGACGUGGGCGGCCAAGAGAAGCUGCGGCCGCUGUGGAAGUCGUACACGCGCUGCACGGACGGCAUCGUGUUCGUCGUGGACUCGGUGGACGUGGAGCGCAUGGACGAGGCCAAAACGGAGCUGCACCGCAUCACGCGGCUGGCCGAGAACCAGGGCGUGCCCGUGCUGCUCGUGGCCAACAAGCAGGACCUGCGCGACUCGCUGCCGCUGGCCGAGAUCGCGCGGCUGCUGGCCGUGGGCGAGCUGGCCGCGUCCACGCCCUGGCACCUGCAGCCCACCUGUGCCAUCAUCGGCGACGGCCUGCGCGAGGGGCUCGAGAAGCUGCACGAGAUGAUCUUGAAGCGCAGAAAGAUGCUGCGCCAGCAGAAGAAGAAGAGAUGAGGCCGCGCGCGCGCCCCGGGACCCUCCGCGGCCUGGGAGCUGACCAGCAGACAGACAGCAGCUGCAGGCGUUGGACGUCGAGUCCCUAGGGAAAUAAAGCUGUGGACGGUGUCUGUCUGUCUGUCCGCCCGCCCUCCUGCCUUUAGGCUUAAACGCCCCGGAAUGGAAGUGUGAAGAGGGGUCGGGAGACUGGUAUUUAUUGUCGGGGUCCUCCCGCGGG
This is a messenger RNA of Trichosurus vulpecula (common brushtail), 849 nucleotides long. It is a transcript of the gene ARL4A, whose product is annotated as ADP ribosylation factor like GTPase 4A. The record is from RefSeq and is a predicted model, not a curated record. Lineage: Eukaryota; Metazoa; Chordata; Mammalia; Diprotodontia; Phalangeridae. Gene Ontology annotation, biological process: vesicle-mediated transport; intracellular protein transport. Gene Ontology annotation, molecular function: GTPase activity; GTP binding. Gene Ontology annotation, cellular component: cytoplasm. The transcript has a single exon. Bases 24 to 629 code for a protein of 201 amino acids.